This is a messenger RNA of Pocillopora damicornis (cauliflower coral), 2947 nucleotides long. RefSeq lists its product as uncharacterized. Lineage: Eukaryota; Metazoa; Cnidaria; Anthozoa; Scleractinia; Pocilloporidae. Gene Ontology annotation, molecular function: calcium ion binding. The record is from RefSeq and is a predicted model, not a curated record.
AUGACAUGAAUCGCCCUUCGUCCUGGUCCGUUUCGCCCACGCAGCGUGAUGGGUACCUUGCUGACAGUGAGGAGAACGUCGACCUGUCUUCACUGCAGGCUCAGAUUCAACAAGCGCGGAAUAACGCUAUGAAAACAGAACGGAGAAAACACGAGAGCCAAGAAACGAAGCGACGGGAGUCUGGAGAGAAAAAUGCAAAAGAUGAGCAUAUUGCAGCAACAGAUGAUUCUACUUCUCAAAGACCUCUUGAGAACGACUUCUCCGACAGAGCCCCUUUAAAAAGUACUGAAUGGGACAGCGACUGGGACAGUGAUUUUAGUCUACAUGUCAAACCGCUUAGCGACUUAAGUGCGUCGAGUAGUGACGAGUCCCAGUGGGAGCCCAGGAACCAAACGAGACCAGCGAAUAAUGAAAGUAGAGUCCGAAAGAGAUCUGACAAAACCGUGACAAAUGCUGCGAGAAGAAAAGAGAGUAAGCUGGGCACUACAGAACAGCGUAAAGGCUCUGAGAUUGAAAGAACCUUAGAAGGCAGAACUCGGAGGAGUAUUGGUGGAGAAGACUAUCCUAGAGAAAGACGAGAUAAAAGGCCAACAGUUAAACCCAUUCCAAAAAUCGGUCAAGAUUCAGACUCAGAUGAGGUUCAUUUCCGUCCCAGGCCCCGCGCUUUCCGGGGCGACGACGAAUUAAGCGAGAGCGACAUGAAUUUCUUCAAACAACAGUUCCAAGCCCCUAACUCAAGCAGGGACCAUAAUAAAGGCAUCAGCCAAGAAAGUCCUGUUGGCUGUAAAGGCAUUAAUUGCUAUCGCUGUUCGUCCUUCAUCCCUGAGUGCGAAGGCAUUUGUUCCAUGUGCGGUACUUUAUGUCAGCGGUCAGGGGGACCGUGCAAGGCUUGUCGGGAUAUCUGCGAGAGAUGCGGCAAGCCAAGGUACAAGUGUUCAUCAGCUGAUGAGAGACUAGAAACUAGUGACGAGGAGAGUGAGGGGAAAGAGGAGCACUUUGAUGCAGAAGGUAUGUCGAUCGUGGUUAGUUCUACUGAAACUGGACCGGAGAUACCAGCACAAAGAACAUCACCUUUCAGAGGUCACAUAAAUAGUCCCGCAUCGGCAUCAGCUGAAGAAAUGAAUCGGGAGGAGAGUUUGAUAAUGAUUGAUAAAGAGAGUAUCAAAAAGAGCAAAGAGAGAAAAAUCAGAGCGCCGCCUGAAAGAAAAUCGAAAGAUCCCCACAGUGUUAAACGAGUGCGAAAGAAACGCUACAGGACCGUUGAUGACGAGGAUAAUGAGAUGCCGGAAGAAAAAGAGGUCAUUGAGGAAGAGGAAAAUGGCGACGAUCGUCCACAAUCUGCUGAGCCCACUCAAGUGAGUUCGGAUGAAGUUAUUCCUGCCAAGCCUCAACCCUCUGCAUUCGCCGCCAAAGGCACUAAGAAAACUAAGCCAUCUAAAAAGAUUAUCUCGCAGACUGUCGUUUAUAAGGAAAAGGAGAAGCCACCAAUGUCCAUACAAGGAUAUUCUCCUGAACGCGAAGAGAUUAACGAAGACGAUUCUGUGGUUACAAGCUCCACGCCCCUCGUGGAAACCGUUGAGCCUGGUGAAGACUUGUCAAUAGAAAAUAAUGGCGAGGGAACUGGAGAACAGAUGCAAAUGAAAGAGGAAACUGUUAAGGGGGAUGGCACUAACGAUGACGUAGCUGAGGAUGGGAAAGACGUUAGUUUGAAGGGCGAAGAAGAACCACGUGCAAAUAAUGAGGAACUUGAAGAGGAAAAAGAGAAAGAGGAGGAAAAGGAAGAAGAAAAGCAGAUAGAAAAAGAAACGAGAACUGCUCCUCCAAAGAUUCGAGGCGUAUCACGUGUAAAUGCAGCAUUCAAAGAACGAGCGGAGUUGGGUAAAAGACUGCAGAAAGUGUUAAAGGAAGCUGUCAGUGAAGUCAUGGGACAAGCCGAUAUAAAAACAAGAAAAGACUCAACAAUUGAUUAUAUCGCGCAGUACCGACUUGUCGACCGAAGUCGCCUGGAAAUGUACGGCCGCGCGUUCACACUGGAAGACGAGGACGAGGAUGGAAUUAUAUCUUACGAGCAAAUGAUGCUUGCCCUAGAGGGGGUAUCGAGUAUUGCAGGGAUGUCGAGAAAGCAGCUUUUGUUCGUGUUACAGGUGCUGGAACUCUUCCCAGGCUCGAGGAUAACUUUCAAGAUGUUUUCAGUGGCUACUGCACUGUGCGAAAAAGUAACCAUUCUGGAUGCGUUUGUCAAGCAGCUGGUCGAAGAACUAGACCUGUUUGAAUUGGAGUGUAAAUUGGACAUGUUCAGGAAUAUGUUUUUUGUCACCGGUGAUUUCUCUGUAACUUACAUCACCGCUGACCAACUAAGAAUUGAACUGAAGGCCGGUGGGCUCAACCAGAAUCAGGAGGAUCACGUGAUAAGGCAUAUACUUCAGUCCAGCGAUACUGGAGAGAUUUCGUUUCUAGAUUAUAUGGCGUAUCUACCUCUAUUUCUGUCCAUCCACCAAAAUAUCUGUGACAACGCCCUUGAUAUGUCACGCAACAAGUAUCAACGUAACAGUGCAACAUGACAACAGGUUACACUAAUGGAGGAUGCAUUGUGACAUCCACUUAAACAUUUGUGACAGCGCUCUCGACAUGUCACGUGAUAACGUAAUGAAACUGUGUGACAUCAAGUAACCCCACGGAUAUACUCUUGUCAUGUCAUGUCAUGCAGCAAGAAUCGACUUGACUUUAAGUGCACCUGACUUAAGAGAGAUACAUCACGGCGGGUGCGUGGCAGAAUUAAAGCGAAUUUGACAUUUUCCGCCAAGUCUUCAAUAAAUUUAACGGGGAAACAAACACUUUGUUAAGCAUGUGUUGUUAGGAGCUACGAAGACACAAACUGAUAUUAUUGUCGACAAUAAUAUAAAAUAACAAUAAAAAUAAUUUUGGUUAGAAAUACAACUAUAUCUCA